AUGGUGGUGUGCUUUAAGUGCAAGGGCCAGCCCGGCGUGGUGUGCAGCCGCGACGGCGCCAGCAAGCCGUACUGCAGCGGUUGCUUCCUCGAGUUCUGCACACGGUUGAUGCGGGACUGUCUCUUCAGGCACUGCGGCGUACCGUGCGGGGAGCCGCUCGCGGUGGCGGUGUCGGGCGGCCACAGCUCUAUGGCGUUGCUGCACCAGCUGGGCGUGCUGCGCGCGCAGAACCGCACACGCCCGGGCGGUGGUCGCGUUGACUUCGAGUUUCUGCCGCUGCACCUGCGAGAGGAUGAACUCGUUAUUCCGCCGCAGCGUUGCGAUGCGCAGCAGCAGCAGGCGGAGCUGCAACGCGUAGUGGCUACCAUGACAGAGCAGUUUGACAGAUUGGAGGCGAUGAUACGCACACAGUGCACGCAGUGGGAGUUCGCCAGUGCCCCACUCUUCACUGAGGAGGAAGUGUGCGUUGUGCGCUACAGCGACUACUUGUCCGAGGCGGAGCUGCAGUCAUUCCACGCGCUUCUGCAUCACCCCCGUCUGUCGCUGUCGGACCGCGAGCUGCUGCACACGCGUCUCCGGCAGCGUGUGCUGUCGGUUGCUGCGGCCGAUCGCAUCAAUGCGUGGAAGCAAGAGCGACGCAGGAGCGGCGGCUGGCAUCACCUGCUGGUGGGAGAAAAUGCGCUGCGCUGUUGCACAACGGCGUUCCGAGAAGUUAUGAGUGGCGCGGGCGCGAACGUCGUUCACCAUGGCGGCUUUCGAGGUUUUGUCAAUCAAUGCCUUGUGCUGCGGCCGCUGCGCACACUGCUACCGCGCGAGCUGGUGCAGUACUGCCACCUGCAGGAGAUAUGGGGUGGCUAUACCCCAGCGCUGUGCACCUGCACGAGCCUGCGCUCCAUCAAUCGCACGCUGGAAGCUUUCUUCAACAAUAUGAUGCGCUCAUACCGCACAUCCGUCUUUAACGUGUUGAACACCAUCGCGAAACUCGACGUUGAGACGGCGUCGGAGCCCACGGACGUAGACCUGCAGUUGGGAGCAACAGCGCAGCAAGCGAAACGGGUGAUCCCUGGCAAGACGGCACAGCACCACUACAAGCACCUGCAGGCUACGUCCCCACCACGCUACUCUUGGCGACUUAAGGAUGAGACGUGCCCCGCAGCACAGAGUGCUGGUGAGAGCCCAAAACAAUUGUGUCUGCUGUGUGGCUGUCUUAUUGCUGUGGCUGAGGAGCAAAUCGUCACACUGCAGGCGCAGCAGAGGUUUCUUUGUGAUGCCUGUCUUCGUUUCUGUGAAGGCCUUCCAGAGGAACUGGCCUCUGUUGCGGCUAUGCCCGCCAGCCCAGGUGGUCUCAGCAGCACUGACAGCGAUGUGGGGCAGCGAGUGGCAACACUGACGGAGAAUGGCUCCUUCAAUGCCUUCUCAUCUCUGGCCAUGCGGAUGGAGUUGCUGUUGGAGGACGCCGACGCACUUUGGAGAGUAGGAGAUGAAGGGAUGGGCGUAGUGGAGACACGGCAUGUGCGGCGGCGUCUCAGCGCGGAGGAUGAAAAAGCCUUCAUUCUGCAGGACGAUGAUAAGGAGGAGGGCGAUGUUGAUGGGGCUGAAGAGGGGAUUGGCUUUAAUGCUACCGCUGCUGUUGUUGCGCACAAGUAG
Trypanosoma grayi is the source of this 1647-nucleotide messenger RNA. Its product is annotated as cytoplasmic tRNA 2-thiolation protein 2. Gene Ontology annotation, biological process: tRNA wobble position uridine thiolation. The transcript has a single exon. Lineage: Eukaryota; Euglenozoa; Kinetoplastea; Trypanosomatida; Trypanosomatidae. Bases 1 to 1647 code for a protein of 548 amino acids. Gene Ontology annotation, cellular component: cytosol. The record is from RefSeq and is a predicted model, not a curated record. Gene Ontology annotation, molecular function: sulfurtransferase activity; tRNA binding.